GCUUUGUAAAAUCCCGUCGGUCGCCAUUUUGAUUAAAGCAUAGGCGCAGGCGCUGCGGAUAACUCAUUGGUUUACGCAGUUAAAAUUAAAUUAUUGCUGAGUGAACGUGUGAUUUGUCGAUUUGAAGACAUUUUAAAGGGCAUUUUUGAUUGAAAAUGGCCACUGGAGCGAAUGCGACUCCCCUCGGGAAGUUGCACCCCAGUAUCGGUGCUAAACGCGGCUUUGAUGCUGGGCCUGGUUCAGGCAACGGGUUAAUGCCAGCUCCUGCUCCCCCGGCCUCGUUCCCUUCUCUCCAGGGCUACCCGGCUUCCAUGCCCAACCCGGCCUUCUCCCAGGCGCACCAGUUUAAUCCCGGGGCCAAUUUUACGGCUCAGCCCCAACCGGCGGCGGGAUCCGGAAUGGCUAAGGCGGACUUUGGCCAAAAGAAAAGGAAAAGGAGCCGAUGGAGCAGUGAGACCCCGGAUCAGAAGACGGUCAUACCGGGAAUGCCCACUGUCAUUCCCCCGGGACUCACCCGAGAUCAGGAGAGAGCCUAUAUAGUCCAACUGCAGAUUGAAGACCUGACUCGUAAACUGCGUACAGGAGACCUGGGAAUCCCUGUUAACCCUGAGGACAGGUCUCCUUCUCCAGAGCCCAUCUACAACAGUGAGGGCAAAAGGCUGAACACCCGCGAGUAUCGCACUCGAAAGAAGAUUGAGGAGGAGCGCCACUCCCUUAUCACAGAAAUGAUUGGUCUCAACCCUGACUUCAAGCCUCCAGCAGACUACAAGCCUCCAGCCACCAGAGUGAGUGACAAAGUGAUGAUCCCACAAGAUGAAUAUCCUGAAAUCAACUUUGUUGGUCUGCUGAUUGGGCCACGUGGCAACACUCUGAAGAACAUUGAGAAAGAAUGCUGCGCUAAGAUCAUGAUCCGAGGAAAGGGUUCUGUGAAAGAAGGGAAAGUCGGUCGCAAAGAUGGACAGAUGUUGCCCGGUGAAGAUGAGCCUCUGCACGCCCUGGUCACUGCGAACACCAUGGAGAACGUCAAGAAAGCUGUGGAACAGAUUCGCAACAUCCUGAAGCAGGGCAUCGAGACCCCAGAAGAUCAGAAUGACCUACGAAAGAUGCAGCUGAGGGAGCUGGCCAGACUCAAUGGCACGCUGAGGGAGGACGAUAACAGGAUCCUUCGUCCUUGGCAGAACACUGAGCCGCGCAGCAUCACCAACACCACCCUCUGUACCAAAUGUGGUGGAGCUGGUCACAUUUCCUCUGACUGCAAGUACACCAGCACCUUUGCAGCCCAGAGAGCAACAGGUGGAGAGCCGCCGCAGUCGGCCCAGGACAAGGCUCGUAUGGAUAAGGAAUAUCUUUCACUCAUGGCUGAGCUGGGGGAGGCCCCGGUGCCAAGUUCUGGAGGAGGACACUCCAGCAACCAAUCAGGAGGUCCCCGAUCCUCUGGACCAAACAACAACAACCAGCCACCUCCGAACCGGCCUCCCUGGAUGAGCUCUGCUCCUACUGAGAACAGGAGUUAUCAUGGAAUGGGAGGGCAGACUGGACCUGGAGGCCCACAGAACUUCCCACCCCCUAUGCCCAGUAUGGGAGGACCACCUAUGCCUCCAAACCCUAAUGGCCUGCCUCCCCCUUGGAUGCAGCCCCCUCCACCUCCAAUGGGCCAGGGACCUCACGGACACCCAAUGGGUAUGCUCCCACCUCCAAUGAGUAUAAUGCCACCCCCACCUCCUCCCCCUGGGAACCAGCCGCCCCCUCCACCUGCUGCCGCCCUGCCACCAUGGCAACAGCAGGCCCCACCCCCACCUCCUACCAGCAGCAUGGCAACAAGUACACCACUACCUUGGCAACAAAAUACCACCACGACCUCCAGCCCUGGCUCUGGAAGCCUGCCUCCAUGGCAGCAGCCCCAACAGCCAGCAGUGUCUGCGGCCCAGCCACCCCUCCCCAUUGGAAGCCAAUCCAUGGUACCACCUCCCCCUGGAGUGCAGCCCCCGCUGCCCCCGGGAGCCCCCCCACCCCCACCUCCUCCACCUCCAGGCUCUACCGGCAUGAUGUAUGCCCCACCACCACCCCCACCACCCAUGGACCCUUCUAACUUUGUCACCAUGAUGGGCAUGGGGGUACCUGGGAUGCCGCCUUUCGGCAUGCCUCCUGCUCCGCCUCCACCUCCUCCACAGAACUAAUCCUGCCACAGAGAAAGUUUCACACCCCUGCAUAACAUUACACACCAGCUACCAACUGACUGAUGCUUCAACCCGAGCGUCUGAGUACUCAAAAGAAAAAUGUAUAAAAAGUGCUCUAAUUUUAUUAAAUCUGUUUUGUUGCUAAAACACAAAUUUCUGUUCACACAGAUUGUAAAGUUGGUGACCCUGUUUUUAAAGUAAAUGUGUGGAUGUGAACAGUUUCCACCAAGUGUCAAAGUUUCAACUGUUAGUCAGGUUAUUGCUACACUGAGUUCAUCAGAGACUCGACUCACAGUUUAAGUUCUGCUCAAACAUCUCAGCGCUCAACUUCCACUGGUUUUAACCUGUUGAAGCUAAACUUGCAUGGUUCACCGGAGACGCCUCAUACUCUUGGAAGUGACGAGUUUAUAUUUCUGUCUUGGCUUUGAGCUGAGGAAGAUAAAUAUUUUUGUAAUAAGUGAAGUGUGUGUUAGUUCUGUAAACCAUUUGUAGUUCUGAGGUUGGUUCUGAAAAGGAAAGCCCGGUGUUUUGUUAGGUUCGGUUCACCAAGGUGAUCUGAUAUAGCGUCCUGCUAACUUCUGGCUGUCUGAGGUCCUUCCAAGAAUGUUUCUGGGUUUAGCAGCUUUGUGAUCAGAGGACGAGCUUCAGUGUAUUUUCUGUUGCUUAUACAAAAUGCUGAAUAAGACUUGUCCCUCAGGCUUUGAAUGAUUUUUUUUUUUUUUUCUGGCAUAACUCUGUUCUGAAUGAAAACCUGUUGAAACCCUGCUUGGUUUAGUAAUAAACGUAUCAAAGUCA
Messenger RNA from Fundulus heteroclitus (mummichog), 2972 nucleotides. RefSeq names its product splicing factor 1 (gene sf1). Gene Ontology annotation, cellular component: nucleus. The coding region runs from base 156 to 2177 and encodes 673 amino acids. The record is from RefSeq and is a predicted model, not a curated record. The transcript has 12 exons. Lineage: Eukaryota; Metazoa; Chordata; Actinopteri; Cyprinodontiformes; Fundulidae. Gene Ontology annotation, molecular function: mRNA binding; zinc ion binding. Gene Ontology annotation, biological process: regulation of mRNA splicing, via spliceosome.